UCACAAUACUAAAAAUAUUUAAAAACUAACUAAAUAACGAAAAAUAUAAGAAAAAAGUCCACAUUGCGGCCGAGUUUCUCCCACAUGGUCACCUUUUCUCGUCACCAUUUUCAACUCCCCCGUCCUCUUUCUUUCAUUCUCUUUUCUUUCCUCCAUCUAUAAAAAGCUUCCUACCUUCUCUAUCUUUCCAAGUAAGUUAAUCCUCUUUCUCUCUCCUCUCUCUCUUAUUUCUCUCCCUACUAUUAUUCUCUCCACAUCAAAAUAAAACCAUAAACCAAAGAACGUACAAAAAACCAACUUUCAUCGAUCAAUUUACAUUCAAAAGCAAUCAAAUAUGGACGUAAACAUGAGAUCAUCAACUCAUAGUACUAAGUCCGCUAAUUCUCAAAGUAGUGAAGAUGAAUCGGACCUCCGACGAGGUCCGUGGACCGUCGAAGAAGACCUAAGCCUCAUCAAUUAUAUUGCUACUCACGGUGAAGGUCGUUGGAACUCCCUUGCUCGUUGUGCAGGCCUUAAGCGAACUGGAAAGAGUUGUAGAUUAAGAUGGCUCAAUUAUUUACGUCCUGACGUUCGAAGAGGAAAUAUUACUCUUGAAGAGCAACUCUUGAUCCUUGAACUCCAUUCUCGAUGGGGCAAUAGGUGGUCCAAGAUAGCACAAUAUUUACCCGGAAGAACAGACAACGAGAUUAAGAAUUAUUGGAGAACUCGAGUACAAAAGCAUGCCAAGCAGCUGAAAUGUGACGUGAACAGCAAGCAAUUCAAGGACACUAUGCGUUACCUAUGGAUGCCAAGGCUUGUUGAGAGAAUCCAAGCCGCUAACGGGGUCCAGCCUACCGCCACGGCGUCUACAUCCGGUGGCUCAAGCAUCACCACGGCCACUGGCCGCCCUGCCAUGGGCUACUCCGAAAAUUUUAUCCAUGCACCGGUAAAUUCCAAUUUUACCCCCGAAAACUCGGCUAAUUCCUCGGAAUCCUUUGGCAAUCAAGUUUCAGAUUUUGGUGAUUAUUAUGGGAUUCCAGUUAAUAAUCAGAGUGUUAGUCAAGAUUAUUUCCAAGGUGAACAAGUGGGUUAUGGAGGUGAUUAUUCAUUAACAAGUCCUAAUUGUGCUUAUCUUAACAACCAAGGGAUGAGCUUCCAAAGUGUUGAUAAUGUUAUGGAUCAAAAUAAUCAGCAACAAUGGGAUAAUUUUGGUCUUGGGGAUACAACGGACAAUUUGUGGAAUGUUGACGAUAUUUAUGUCUUACAACAACAAUUUAGCAACAUGUGAGUCAAAUAUUUGCCUCUUAUUUAGAGGCCAUAUAGAGAGUCUCCCAAUUGGAGGAACUCAUAUUUGUGUCAUUAACUAUACACAACAUGUAAUCUUAAUUAGGAUCAUACAUAUAGGAUUUGAGGAAAAACGAUAGAGGGGGAGAGGGGUUUACAAUUGUAUUUGUGAAUUAUGAAAAUUUGUAUUUUUCUUUUGUUUUUCAUCAUUUUUAGAUUGGAGUAAAUUUGUAACGGGGAAUUAUAAGUUUUAAUCUUAAUUCUUUUAAUUGAUCAAA
Molecule: messenger RNA, 1541 nt
Organism: Beta vulgaris subsp. vulgaris (sugar beet)
Lineage: Eukaryota; Viridiplantae; Streptophyta; Magnoliopsida; Caryophyllales; Amaranthaceae
Product: transcription factor MYB108
Exons: 3
Coding region: 335-1267 (310 amino acids)
Biological process (GO): regulation of DNA-templated transcription
Cellular component (GO): nucleus
Molecular function (GO): sequence-specific DNA binding; DNA-binding transcription factor activity
Source: RefSeq, a predicted model, not a curated record